UGGUGUAGUGUCAAAACAAAAUGUCAAAAUGCUGUCAUAGUUGGAAUAAAAUUGUACAUUUCUUGUAUACAAAUAUUUGUAUUUUUAACAAAAUAAAACUCUUAUCACUUUUUAUUAGUACUUUCUAAAAGGCUGUACUGUAAUAUGAAUGAUAGAAAUUCUUCUAUAUGUAGAAUUUGCCUAAAAGACGGCGCAAGUCUGCCAAUAUUUGAUAGUAAACAUCAAGAAGACAUUCAUAGCAAGAUUUCUUUAUGCUUGAAGGAAAAAAUUGAAGACACCGAAGGCUACCCACGCUGCAUCUGCAAUAAAUGCAAUGAGACACUUGAUAUUAUCUGUGAGUUUAUAAAUAAAUAUAGAAACUCAUGUAAAAUUUUACAAGAUGGUUUGCCUAUUGUCAAAACAGAGAACACCAGAUUUAGUGACACAGAGGAUUAUUGUAAUGAAGCUGAGAUUGAAAUUGAUGUAAAAAAAUUAAAAACCGAUCCACAUAUCUUGGACAAUGAAACUCAAAAGCUGCUAGAACUCAUCAAACCCUUACAAGUCACAAUAAAAAAGAUAAAACAUGAAUCAAAAGAAAAAACAACUAAAGAAAAGGCUCGAGCAGGAAGUAAAACAAAUAAAAUAGCAUCUUCUAUAUUAGAAGGUGAAUUUUCAUGGACAGGAGAAAAAUGGUGUAUAAAAACGAGUCAGGCUACAUCCAAACUAGCAAACACGAAACGAAAAAGAGCAAUACAACAAAAGGAAAUAAAGAAAGUUGUAAAACCAAUGAAAAAAAAACCCAAUCCAGAAAAACUUUGUGAUAUAUGUGGCAAAGUCUUUGUCAAUUCCGAUAAACUAUUGGUUCAUAAGAAGAAAGUGCAUUUUAAAAAUCCAGUAAAGUGUUCAAAAUGUCCUAGAAUUUUAGCAUCAGAAUAUUAUUUAGGGAGGCAUAUGAAAAGGAAACAUGAGAGUCAACGAGAUUUCAUAUGUUCAGCGUGUGGACGUGGGUUUGUCUUCAAAACUGAACUUUCAAGUCACUUCAGAAAAGUUCACGAUAAGGAAAUGAAACCACCAAAAGUGUUUGCUUGUAAAUUUUGCGAGAAGACUUAUAAAUGUGCAAAAUCUGUUAUUGUUCAUGAAAGAUCUGCACAUACAGGUCACAGGCCAGCUGAAUGCAGUAUAUGUGGCUCGAGUUUCUUUCAUGAAGACUAUCUCAAAGAACACAUGAGACUGCAUACAGGUGAGACUCCAUUCAAAUGUCCAGUAUGUGGACGGGGGUACGCUCAGCGAGGAAAUAUGAAAAGUCAUCUCCGCAUACACAGAAUAUCAGAGCUGGAUGCCACUACAUUGAGUAGAAUAAGACCAAAUUAUUUGAAGUUGUUAAAGGUAUAGUUUGGACUAUAUUUGUAAGUUUGUUGAUAGAUAUUUUCAAUGUUAUUCUUGAUUCAAGUUUGAUGGGUGAUUUUAAUGGUUUAUAUGUUUUGUGAUAGUGAAAUUGUUUUAAGUUAACAAAAAAUUAUAGUCUAAUCUUUUUAAAUUCUAAAUUUUCUCCACAUACAGCUGUUUUUAUAUCUAAAUUGUUAAAGGUUUGAAUGAAUGUUUAUAUUAUGUCUCAAAGAUGUUUGUUCUUACUUUGUGUCUUCCUAAGAUUUUAAGUAUUGUUUAUAGCUGAUUAUAAUCAAUGAUUCCAACAGCUGUCUUCAGAAAGUAGAUCGAUCAGAAUAUAUAUUUUUAGUAUGCUUAAGUAUGGUUUAGAUUAGCAAGAUUGGAGAAGUUAAUUAAACAAGAAUUUUUAAUCAUGUAAACAAUCACUGUAACUGGACUUCUACAAAUGUGGAAGCUUACCAGACAUGCGGCAUAUCACAUCUGUAUAAAACUACUGAAAUAUUGCCACUAGCGCAAAUGCAUCGGGAAGUUCUUGCUCAAAAUACUGCUGCAACUUACUAGUCUAAACAUAGCAGUUAGAAUUACAGAUGACUUAUUUAAAUUUUUUUUUGUCAGGAUCGAUCUGAAUAUUGUGAUUAGGGUUUUUGUUGUUUUGGGGAUUCAUCAAUAUUAUUUUUUUUAGAUAGGCAUAACAAAAUGUAGUAAACUUUCCAAAACUGUUAUUCUAUUGAUUAUUUUUUAUAAAUACUUAUUUCUAUACAAAAGGCUGUCAAGCUUCUCUUAGUUAUAAUGGUAAUUGCUAAUUCCCAUGAACAAUCGCAAUUUUAAAGUAAAAAGAGGAUGAAUAUCUUAUUUUGGGUAAAGGGAAACAUAUUAUUAUUGAUCCUUCAGAAAUCUUAUUGACUACAUAUACUGUAACAGCAAAGCUGUAAUGUUAAUGUGUGAGUUAAUGGCUCACCCUUGUAUAAUUUAUGAAAUUGUGUAAAAAUUUUCACUUCUAUAUUUUAUAUAUUUUAAUUGACAGAUUCAAACAUUGAUUUGUUAACUAAUAAAUAUGUACUAAAAUUUAUGUUCAGAUAAACCAGAUAGGGAAUUUUUAAGUUUAAGAAUAAUUAUUAUACAACAAAUGAUAAAAUGAGAUACAGUUGUGAUUCUAUUGUCUUCGUAUUUUUAAAUGUAAGUUGUUAUUUAAUUGUGUGUACAUAAGUUUGAGGGUACCUAUAGUGCAAUAAGGUUGAAUUUUGUUAAAAUUUAAAUACAGAAUUGUAUUUCUUUUAAAAACAAUAUAAUAUUUCCAAUUAUUCAUAAAA
This is a messenger RNA of Manduca sexta (tobacco hornworm), 2675 nucleotides long. Its product is annotated as zinc finger protein 675-like. The coding region runs from base 145 to 1371 and encodes 408 amino acids. The record is from RefSeq and is a predicted model, not a curated record. Gene Ontology annotation, molecular function: RNA polymerase II transcription regulatory region sequence-specific DNA binding; zinc ion binding; DNA-binding transcription factor activity, RNA polymerase II-specific. Gene Ontology annotation, cellular component: nucleus. Gene Ontology annotation, biological process: regulation of transcription by RNA polymerase II. NCBI's taxonomy places the organism in Eukaryota, Metazoa, Arthropoda, Insecta, Lepidoptera, Sphingidae. The transcript is spliced from 4 exons.